Molecule: messenger RNA, 1179 nt
Organism: Zalophus californianus (California sea lion)
Lineage: Eukaryota; Metazoa; Chordata; Mammalia; Carnivora; Otariidae
Product: protein BEAN1
Exons: 5
Coding region: 245-1024 (259 amino acids)
Source: RefSeq, a predicted model, not a curated record
AGGAGCAGGAGCAGGAGCAGGAGCCGGAGCCAGAGCUGGAGCCAGAGCCGGAGCCAGACCCGGAGCCGGAGCCGGAGCCGGAGCCAGAGCGGGAACCCGAGCUGGAGCCGAAGCUGGAGCCGGCACUGCGGCGCGCGGAGCGGAGCGAGGCGGCUAAGCCGAGUGAGCGGCGGAUCCUUCUUCACACGAAGUCAGGACUCUGCACGUGGGCAGGCUGGCUCCGCUGUUCUGCUCCAAGGAUUACAUGUCCUUCAAACGUCCCUGUCCCUUAGCUCGGUACAACCGCACCAGCUAUUUCUACCCCACGUUCUCAGAGAGCUCGGAGCACAGCCACCUGCUUGUGUCUCCUGUACUGGUGGCAAGUGCAGUCAUAGGUGUGGUCAUCAUCCUCUCCUGCAUCACCAUCAUCGUGGGCAGUAUCCGCAGGGACCGGCAGGCCCGGCUCCAGCGUCACCGCCACCGCCACCGCCGCCACCACCACCACCACCACCGCCACCGCCGCCGUCACCAUCGGGAGUACGAGCAAGGAUACUUGUCCGACGGGCACACAUACAGCCGCUCGAGCCACAGGAUACGCUACACCUGCAGCCCUGCCGAAGACUGGUCCCCACCGCUGGAUCUCAGUUCUGAUGGGGAUGUGGACGCCACAGUGCUUCGAGAGAUGUACCCUGAUUCCCCACCAGGUUAUGAGGAGUGUGUGGGGCCAGGGGCCACUCAGCUGUACGUCCCCACCGAUGCACCGCCACCCUACUCGCUGACCGACUCCUACCCCAUGCUGGAUGGCGCCAUGAAUGCGGGCCACGGCCACAGCCCCGGCCGACCCCAGCAGGCACAGAGGAUCCUGGGCCACGGUGGCCUCCGCACCAUCUCCAUGGAUACCCUGCCCCCUUAUGAGGCUGUGUGUGGGGUUAGCCCCCCAUCAGGUCUGCUGCCACUGCCGGGACCAGAACCAGGGCCAAGGAGCUCCCAGGGCUCACCCACCCCCACCCGGGCCCCGGCCUCUGGUCCAGAGAGGAUUCUGUGAGUGACCCAGCCAGCCAGGUCCUGCCGGUCCCUCGGGCUGAGCCACAAGGGCGUGUACACACACAGACACACACACAGGCUCACAAGGGCAUGCGCACACACCUACACACACACAGCUGUGCACACACAGCACUCCCACGUGCACACAUUCACACA